AUGGUACGCAGACAUCAUCACCACCAUCACCAUCAUGCUGGUCUUGUUGGUCUCGGCUUGGGUCUAUUGGGAGGUGUUGCCAUUGCUUCUGCCGUUGCGAGUAGUGAACCAACGACCACCAUAACGACAAGACCUUCUUCCGUGUUUUGGCAUGGUACCACUUGUCCGCGAUGGCUUCCUGUUGGAUUUGUAGUGCCUCAACAUUUCUAUACUCAUAGAAGCACAUGGAUCACUCAGGCCCAAUCCCUCUUCUAUCAACAUGUCAUGUUCGGUGCCAACUAUCUCAACAAACGAGGCUUCAAGAGAGCGAUGGCUUGUCUCGGCCUACACAAACAUCAAGCCAAACACUUGUUUUUCAUGAUGGAUACGGACCGUAAUGGAGUGAUUACUCUUGACGAAUUCAUUAAUGCUUACCUCUUUGUCAUGUCAGGUGGAAUGGCUUAUAAGGGAACUGGAUUUACUGUUCAACCUGUAGUGACAUCGACUGUGUAUUGUUCACCACAACCACCGCCACAGCAACCAGGAUAUUAUCAACCACAACCACCAUCGUAUCAACCUCCUUUUAAUCCACAGUCUGCUUAUUUACCUCAAUCUCAACCUCAAUAUGUACCAUCGACUCAAGUCUAUCAACAACCACAACAUUACAUGCCACAACCUUCCGUGCCACCACAAAAUCAAAUUUAUCAACAACCAAACACUUUUAAUUAG
Molecule: messenger RNA, 708 nt
Organism: Naegleria lovaniensis
Lineage: Eukaryota; Heterolobosea; Eutetramitea; Acrasida; Naegleriidae
Exons: 3
Coding region: 1-708 (235 amino acids)
Molecular function (GO): calcium ion binding
Source: RefSeq, a predicted model, not a curated record